CGAUCAGCCUCGACUCCAUCAAUUGACCACCCGCCGCAGGUCUCAUCACCCCACGGAGCUCCGACACCGAUCCCACGAGGCUUCUCGCAUCCCUCAUCGUCACCUCCGCCGCCAUGUCGUCGCUCGCCCGUCCCAUGCUCCGCUCGCCGGCCCUCCGCGUCGCCGCCCGACGCUUCGAGAGCACCGCUGCCCAGAAGGCUGCCGAGGUCACCAAGAACACCGCUGCCCGUGCUCAGGAGGGUCUGUCUCGUGUCACAUCUGCUGCUGGCCCGGCCAUUGCUGGUGCCGCCAAGGGUGCCGCCAAUGCCCUGAACAAGGUCGGCGGGCGAACGGGCAAGGUCAUCAGCUUCGUUGAGCGACAAGUGCCCUUUGUGGUUUACUACUCCAAGGUUGCCCUCGAGGUUGGCAAGAUUGUGUUCCACGGCCAGAAGAUGAGCCCUCCCAACAUGGCCACUUUCCAGACCACCUACCAGAACCUCCUCAAGACCAUCCAGACCCGGGGCAUUCUCCAGUCCUCCCAGAACGUCAUUCAGCAGGUACGGAAUAUCGGCCCUGCUCAGGUCGCCGCUGGCGGCGUCGUCCUUGCCGAGGUUCUGGGCUUCUUCACCGUCGGCGAGAUCAUUGGCCGAUUCAAGCUCGUUGGCUACCGCGGCGAGACCUCUUCGCACCACUAAGCGUGUCCCUGUAAUGUAGCGAGAGUUGUGGGGAUGUAUGAAGAGCUGGGGAGAAAGACGAAUGUGAACGACUGGGUUAUAGACAUGGCUUCCCCGGCCCGAGGACGCCUGGGAAGGGCUGAUUGGAGACUCAUCUAUUCGGGGAGUUGGAACCUGGGAGAUUAGGGAACGCCGGUCUCACUGGACCUCGAUGUUUGUCCUCUGUGAGCACCUUUCUUUUGUAGAACUGUACAUCAAAAUCAACACCCAGCGGGUU
Molecule: messenger RNA, 930 nt
Organism: Fusarium vanettenii 77-13-4
Lineage: Eukaryota; Fungi; Ascomycota; Sordariomycetes; Hypocreales; Nectriaceae
Exons: 3
Coding region: 114-674 (186 amino acids)
Biological process (GO): proton motive force-driven ATP synthesis
Molecular function (GO): proton transmembrane transporter activity
Source: RefSeq, a predicted model, not a curated record